Molecule: messenger RNA, 957 nt
Organism: Gordionus sp. m RMFG-2023
Lineage: Eukaryota; Metazoa; Nematomorpha; Gordioida; Chordodea; Parachordodidae
Product: small ribosomal subunit protein uS2m-like
Exons: 4
Coding region: 73-750 (225 amino acids)
Biological process (GO): translation
Cellular component (GO): mitochondrial small ribosomal subunit; ribosome
Molecular function (GO): structural constituent of ribosome
Source: RefSeq, a predicted model, not a curated record
UUCCUGUCUAUUCUCAGUUUACCUGACCAUUCGCAGUUUACCUGUCAAUUCUCAGUUUAGUUACACCCUAAAAUGCAGAAGCUCUCAUUAAAUUAUUUAAAAAAAUGUUAUUCAAUUUUGUCUGAUGUCUCUAAACAAAAAGAAUCUGUUGACGUUUCAAUUGAAGCUUUGUUUAAUGCCCGUGUACAUUUAGGGCAUAAAGUGGGUUCCUUAAAUGAAAAAAUGAAACCAUAUAUAUAUGGAGAACGAUUAGGCCAUCUCAUUAUAGACCUUAAUCAUACAUCAAUUUUACUUAAACAAGCUCUUAACGUUAUAUCUGAGAUAUCAUAUAACAAAGGGAUUGUGCUAUUUUUGUGCAGAAAUUACCAACACAUUCAUACAAUUGAAAAGGCAGCAAAAUCAUGUGGAGCAUAUUCCCAUUGUCGUUUCUGGUCAGGUGGUAUAUUCACUAAUGCUGAUAUGCUAUUCUCCACUCUUGACACUCAAAGCCAAUCAAAGAAUUCCCAUCACUUCCGUAAUACCCGCCUACCUGAUGCCUGUAUAUUUUUUGGUUCCCAAAACACGUUAUUUUUGCAACACAGAGCCAUUCGUGAUUCGGCAAAAGUUAACAUUCCUACUAUCGCCAUAUUAGACACUGAUUCGGACCCAACAAAUGUCACUUAUCCUGUACCCGGAAACGACGAUUCUCCAGCUUCAAUCGAUCUUUACGUUUCCUUGUUCUCACGCGCUAUUUUGAAGGCUCGAAAAUGAAUCAUUAUUCUUUUAUAAACAGAAAAAUUACUUGGUACCAAAUAUUUUGUGGGAACUUUUCAUUCAAUAUAAUAAAUUUAUUUACUUAUUUUUGCAAAGACUUUAUACAAAAAUAUUUAAUAACAAUAUUGAAGAGAUAUUUUUAUUCAAAAUGAAUGAAGACAAUAUUUGUUCAUAACCCAUUGUAAUUCUGUGGUUCUACAUUUC